AUGGCGUCCAGUGAGAGUGAGGUGGACUUGGAUAAAGUGCUAGAUGCAGCCCAUAGAAUCGCACAGUACAUAAAAAAGACGCCCAUAAUGACCUGUUCAACUCUUGACAGCAUGGCUGGAAGGAUACUUCAUUUCAAAAGCGAACUCUUCCAAAAAACUGGAGCCUUCAAGGUAAGUUUUAGGGGUCAAGGCUGUCGAAUUGGUGAGAGCACUCACCUCCAACAGUCCAAGCAAUGUGGCCCGCAUUCAAAUCCUGGAGUUGAUGCCUUAUAUUGGUUCUCUCCCUUGCUCCGAGAGGUUUUUUUUUCGGAUACUCCAGUUUUCCCCUCUCCCGGCAAGAACCAACACUUCCAAAUUUCAAUUCGAUCUGCACCUCACAGACACGUUUAAACGAGUUCGUAAGAACGCCUACGUGUUUCGUGGGUAAACAAAUUACAAACAGUUACACUUAGAUUGUACGGGCACCUGUGGUCCAGGGACAGAUAUCAGAUACUAAAGGAAUAACUCAGUAUUUUAAUAACAGCGUAAGCAUCAGUGGAAAGAAUGAAAACGACCAGGGGAAUGCUUUUCUAGUUUCUUCCAAGGCCUGUUCACAGGCUACUUCCAAUAAAAUCUUAGUUAACUUCUCACGAAGUCUAAGAUACUCGGUUUCAUAUCUCGUUUUGAAACAUGAUAAACUGGUGUCCAAGCCGGACAUUUUGAACGAUACGUGAGCAAGGCCACAUAGUAAGCAAUUUGUUUUUCAGGGUAUUGCUUUCUUGUGCAAAUUAAGGCUUUUGUUAAUAAAACCUCACUGGAACUACCAAAUUUAAAUAUGAAAGGAAAAACAAAAUGAAUUCUGGUCUUAGUAGUAAAAAGACCAUUGAUCUCGGUGUAGAAAUUUUUUAUGGCUGCACUACGGCUUGAUAAAUUGGACUCGAUUCGGGUCCAUGGGGGUAGUUCGCUGUUACGGGUUCUUAAUUACUAUCAUAUUUCAAUAUAAUGAUAGCUAACGAUCGCGGGGGAUAACAACAAUUUAACAAUACGCUAUACAAUCAAGAAAAACGACGAUCUGCUAUAAAUUUCACUUUUUAUUUUAUAUCUUCUUUUUUUUUUUGAAAUUACCGGUAAAAAAGUUGUGACAUUUACUAAGGUGGAAAUUAACUGCAACAACGCAGUUCGUUAUGUAACAUAAAAAAGAAAAUUACAAAAUUUGAGGAGGAGCGAAGUAGCUGAAUUGUGAAGGAGAAGGAAGGGUAGUGUGGUAAGUGAGGAAUUGUGUUGAGUGACAAAAAGAGGUGGAGUUUAGGGUUAGAUACAUUAUGCCUGCUUAAUUUAGGGCAGCCCUGUUGUCAGAGCGUCGAGCAUAGUACACUCAAUGCCCAGAAAUGUAAGCAUGCAGUGGCGAAAAUGGCGAAUCUGGAAAAAAAGCGCUAAAGGGUUGGCGAAAAUUUGAAUAAAUUUACAAGAGGUUCUCCUUAUAAAGUGAAAAAUCUUCGCCAAAUUCGUUAUAGGCGUCAAAAUCAUCACUUUCUAAAGGCCCCAUUUUGCCAUCUCCUUUAAAAUUUCUCCAAAAGUUUGGCGAAUCUUAACUUCGCAAGAUUCACAAUAUUUGUCAAAAUCGCCACUUGCUGUGGGCCCCCUUCGCAAUCUCAUUUGAAUCGAAGUUUUGCUAAGACUUUGAGGAGUUUUCACCACAUUCGUCAAUCGAAUUCACCACUUUUCAUGGACAAAAUAUUUUAAAUUUCAUUGACAGAAAGUCGAAUCUACAAGAAAUAGCAAACUUUGGCAAUUAUCCGGGAGAUUUCAGACACUGAUAGGGGUGGCGAAUGGUUCUUCAAAAACUCUGGGUCUCGCAAAAUUUUAGUCGAAUUUCACGGGUCUCGCAAUCUCGUUUUUUGAGCGGUUAUGUGCGUCUCGCAGUCUCGUUUUUUAUACGAAGGUGUCUCGGAGUCUCGAUUUUUUGCAAUGUUUAAGGGUCUCGAAGUCCUGAUUCGUUGGUUUGUAUUUUUUUAAAAUGACGUCUUCCCGUCACUUGAUAUUGAAUUUCAGUAACGCAACUUUCAAUUUCCGAGAAAAAGUUCAUCCUAACUUCUCCUAAAUUGUCUGAAUUCCACAAAAAGCUAGAAAAAUUACCGCAACGUCAUUUUGGAGCCAGAAAAACAGUUAUUUUGUUUUAGCAUAUCAUAACGUAGUGUUAUAGUCGAAUUUUCAGUUCCAGCAAAUACACAAGCUUACACAGAAGCUGGCCAAAAGGCUAAAAGGGGACUGAAGAAACCCACACAACCUCACGAUAGCUCAUGAUGAAACCCACGAAGUCGGAGAACUUAUCGGUUGUCCCCUGUGGAACCGUAAAAGCACAAAUAUUCCCAGUACAACAAAAAAGUUACUAUUACUCACCUAACAGUGCCCUAGUGCCUCGUACAUGGACAAUUGAAUAAGAUAGUUCCAUCAUUCUUCUUGUAAUUUGUUCGAUGGUCAUCUGGAACCCUUUUAAUAAGUUUUAAUUGUUCUCUGUUCUCAAUUCAUCCAUGCAAUCGGACGAGUUCUGAGUUAGUCUUCUGAGUAAGUCUUAUGCACUUAUCAAUUCAAACCCCGACCCCCCCCACCACCCCGGGCCAAGGUGGGGAUUUGACUUGACAUCAUUACAAAUCUUAGCAAACUCCCACCCUACUGGGGCAUAUUGACUGGUAAAACCCCCACCCAGGUGGGGAAACCUUUUUAAUUCCCUGACUGACUUUAUUAAUAUUUCGUUCGAAUUUUCAACUUCUUAAUAUUGACAAAUUUACUACAGCAAAAAGGCAAAAAUGAUAACAGACCAAGAUAUAACAAAUAUUUGACAAUAAGUAAACAUAAUGACCCCUACCCACUUAUAAAAAAGUCAGGGUACAAAAUGGAUGAUGGAGUAGCACAUUGCUAUAAAGUUAUAUUAAAAGGAAAUCCGUACCAUCUCCAUUGAAAGUAAUAUCUGCAAUGAUAAGUUUAAUUGAAAAUAGCAGCCAACAUACCUUAACCUUCACAAGCUGAUGUUAUAAAUAGACUGCAUAAAAUAGUUCCUAGGAGCUAUAUUUUAUAUUUUGGCUUAAAGAAUGAGGAAAAUAUAGAACUUCAGCAACCACAUGGGUUUAACACUAGACGUUAAACGAGCUGUGUCAUGAAAUUUACCAAAAUGUAGGCUGUGGGAACUGCCACCAAAUUGAGUGAAACAUAAAAAUAACCGCUUAAGACAUUAAAAGAUGGUAUAAAUGACUCAGCAAAUACAAAAGAAGGUACAGAUGGGAAAACGUGAAGAAGAUUAAAACGGAUUGAAAUUUUGGUUUUUGAAAACUUGUUAACCUAACAGUUUUUCAAAGUUCAUUGUUUUCGUCCGUAACGCUUGAUAUGCUUGGGAGAAACAUCUGUUUAAAACGAAGCUUUGAUUUCUUCAUUUCUUUGCCAACGUAACGCUCAAAAGCAAAUAGGGACCACGUAACUGGCAAUAUUAACAAAAUAAACCAGAUAGCCGUGACACAGCACCUUUUAUAAUAAGUAGAGGAGUUUGUAUCUGCAUUGUUUGAGAAGUUUUGAAUAACAAUAACAAUUUCCAGUCAACGAACCAUGAAAGCUCAAGGCAAAAUCGCAAAGGAUUAGCCUCAGUGAAGAAAUGAAAGGAAAAACAAUUAGGAAACUUAUGGCCGAGCAGUACAUCAAAAUACCAGUGAUCACGUGAAGAAAUUACCGUGAGGAAACUAGGCACGAGUCAAAUCCCCACCUCGCUCCCCGACUUCCAUCACUUCCAUGGACUUCCAUGAAUAUGCUAAGCAAAUCCUGAGAAAUCCCCCACCCCCACGGGCUAACCAUGCCUUCAAAUACCAUAAAAAUCCCCCACAUUGCCCCACCUAGGCCCGGGGUGGCGGGGGGUCGGGGUUUCAAUUGAUAAGUGCAUUAGUCUUAACCAAGCAGAUAACCGCCCGCAGAUUUUUGUCGGGCAUAAAUUAUCUAAGCUUAUCUAGUCAGUUCGGCCGCAUUGCGGCCCGUGAUGGAAGAUGAUGCGGAAUUGAUAAAUGACACUUAAGAGAACGUCAGAGACAAUCAAAAGCUUAAAAAGUUCACAACGAGAAACGCUAGAGACAUAACAGUCAGGCAAAUAACGACAGCGACACCAGUCUCUGACGAAGCCAAGCAAAAUUAAUUUUUUAAAUGAGCUAAUUCGUGGGUAAGCAAACUGAACUAGCAAAACUUGCAUGACAAAUUGCAGGGUAUCAACGGAAACCAUCCAGACCAACAUGUCACUUUUGACAGAUCUCGACAUGCACAGUCGAACGGCGCCUCUCUACUCAAAAAAACGAACUCUUCCAUAGAAAGCUAUAGAACACAGUAUCCAUGCAUACAGCGCUCUUCCGCAGCAAUGAUAUGAAACAGAAUAGGUUAGAAAAGCAAACUUUAAAAAAAAUAGAACGGCAAAUGUAUAAAUGUUUAAAGCUGUAGGUUGUAAUUGCCAACGAUCCAUCCGAGCGAAGACGCUCGGAUGGCGAGGCGGCAGCAGAAUAGAGCCGCGCAAGACUGGGCAAUAGGCAGAAAAAUUCUCGAUCGAGCUGAAAAAAGUGUAACCUAAUGUAAUGUAGAUUCACCUGACACCAAGUGGUCAGUUGUGAACCAAUCAAAAGGCAGUAUCGGGCGCACGGGCUCAAGUUGAAUAAAAUAUAAAAUUUUACACAAUUCCGGCCGUCGCGACUUCUUGUGUUCAUUUACCUAAUUUUUUUCGUCAAACCCGGCCACUGUAGUCAAGAAACAUGAGCACUUGAUAUAUUCUAUUAAUUUUAGGGGCCAUACUGUUAAGUUUUAACGAAGAGAAGUUUGUAAAACAGCAAAAGUCAGCUGAAAAGUGUUCUACGUGCAACAAGCAAUAUUCUCACCACUAAAAAGGGUCAGAUUUCACGAGGAGAUAAGGAAAGCUUGACACGAAGAAUACAGUCGCUUCUGUUGGAAAAUCUGGUGUUGGGGAAAAAAUCUAACCAGCAAACAAAAAAAAUGAGAACAAAAACGAAUUGAAAGCCUAAAGCGAACGACAAAGGAAAAGAAAACAACGCCAUUUUUUUCGAAACCUGGCCGAGUUCAAAUUGAAUACCGACGUGCCGUACAUCGCAUGUCCUUGGAAACAUUUCAGAUGGCCGCAGCGAAUCAUUCUAAGUUUCAAUCCGAUAACAAAAAGUCUUGGGAAAUUUGAAAGGAGGUUUAAAUGAUUAAACUGUGCAAAUAUUUAUCUACAAUGUCAAACCGAACCGACAGUAGAUUUUUAGCUGGACUUAAUAAUAUUCCCGAUCGACUCGAUCGCUUCCUCUGCAAAGCUGACUUUAUUCUUUCAAGACACUUCCCACUUUUACAUAGCAGGUUUGUAAAGCCACCAGACUGAAUCUGAGAACUUUUCAAGAAAAUAAUCCUUGCAACAGGAAGGGACCAAGAAACGGUCAAAUGGGAAAAAAAGGAAUUUUAUUCCUAAGCAAAAUACGCAUGAUUUGCUCGUUGUGCACUCUAUCGAUAGGUAUACCUAGUCAGAUAAUAUUUCCGGCGACCAGGAGCGCCUCAUGAAUCAAAUUAUGAAUUGACGUCACAGACCUGAGCUAGACCUGGUUUGCUGCCGCUCACAUUAGCUCACAUUGUAGUUUUAAUAUUUUGACCUAUUUUGCCAGCUUUUGCCAUCUUGAGCAAACAAUCACAGCUAAAACCACCAUCAAUGCAACUUGCAGCCUAUGCCUUUCAUAAUUAGCUAUAGUACUGUAGCUUAGCUUAGCUUAUAGUAAUAGAAUCGAACCUGGAUGAAUGAUGAACUGUGGGACCUAACUGGUUAAGCAUGGCGUGGUUGUUUUCUCGAAUCCGGGAUUGAAGUUCUACUGAUAGACUAAGACGAAUUGUCGGCACAUUGAUAAAUACAAACAUUAAUAGAGUACUGUACAGAACCGCAAAUGAUCCCCAACCGCAACUGAUCCCGAGACCGCAAAUGAUCCCCAAAAUGGACCGCAAAUGAUCCUCGACCGCAAGUGAUCCCCAAAGUCGACCGCAAAUGAUCCCGAAAGAAAAAUAGGAAUGACUUGGACUCAAGAGUUGGCGGAUCAUCGUGUCGAUUUUAUUGUUAUUACAAAACGACAGAUUAAAAGCUAAAUUUUACUUCUCAAAUAAAUCUAUGAAUAAAAACUAAAUGAAAAAAAAAAUCAUUCAAGUGUAAAAACGAAGUCGGUAGGCAAAAGAGGACUUUUACCUCAUCCUAAAAUCCCGGAUCCGAAUAAUUAUAGGCGGUUUUCUUUUUCGUCCGUGAAUGUGACGGUUUCCUACGAUGUUUUGUCACGCGAUAACUACCGCUUACCUUACCUCAAUUGCUUCAAUUUUCUUUCAAGAAUGUUUCGCCGCUGAAAAAUUUAUGACAGGCAGGACGUUAUGCAGAAAAGACUCUAUUAUUUUAACGCCUAGAAGCUGAGGAAUACAAAGCCGAGCACCCUCUACAUAAACAAGAGCUUUAUUGACUUUACUGAUCUUUUUGAAAGUGUGAAAUUAAUUUUCAGAAUAUUUAAUUUUGAUUUUUCUCUGAAGUGUUAAUUUUACGUGAUAAACAGGAAGACAUUUGUUCGUAACUUAGGUGACCGUUACGAAACAAGACAUGAUUUAACUCAAACACAAGUCAAAAUGCCCCCAAACUUAUCAAUGUCCACAGGUUUCUGUUUAUUUCCAAAUAGCAACUUUCUUACAACUCAUGAACAUGUUGCGAAUAGUUAUAUUGACGCUUUUAUGUAUAUUCAUUUGUUUUGCCUUUGCUGGAGACAGUUACCAGGAAUCUAAACCUGGUAAUGAGGAACGCAAAAGCGAGGUAAGCGGUAGUUACCGCGUGACAAACAUCGUAGGAAAUUGUCAUAUUCACGGACGAGAAAGAAAACCACUUAUAAUUAUUCGGAUCCAGGAGGCACUUUGGAAAAAAAUAAACAACCUAAAACCCUUAAUUAGCGGCAAUGAAGGGCACUGCAUUUCAAAAGAGGUCAAAGGAAAUGCUCUUGCAUCAAAGGGCAAAUCAUGCUGACCAGAAACAACAAUAACCGCAGAAAAUGCGUGUCAUGACCUCUCAGUAUGAAGUAAGCGGCAAAAAUUAGAUUUGCUCAGUCAAAACGUUUUGCUCCGAGGUAUAAUCUACCCGCCAGAUCCGGAAAAAAUUCAUUGGAACAAGCAGCAUUUUAGCAUGAGGUAAAAGUCGUGUGUUGCCUGCCGACUUCGUUUUUACACUUAAAUGAUUUUUUUUUCAUUUAGUUUUUAUUCAUAGAUUUAUUUGAGAAGUAAAAUUUAGCUUUUAAUCUGACGUUUUGGUAAUAAUAAUAAAAUCGACACGAUGAUCCGCCAACUUGAGUCCAAGUCAUUCCUAUUUUUCUUACGGGAUCAUUUGCGGUCGACUUUGGGGAUCACUUGCGGUCGAGGAUCAUUUGCGGUCCAUUUUGGGGAUCAUUUGCGGUCUCGGGAUCAUUUGCGGUUGGGGAUCAUUUGCGGUACUGUACAGUACUUACGUGAUUCGCGCUUUCGUUUCCGAUGAGAAGAAGACGACUUUUCCUCCAUUUCCGUUUCCUCCAUGGUUUUAACGCAUGAACGUUUCCACUCAACUAGCUUCAACUGAAUUCAAACACAGCCGCGCAUUCUUUUUGACGACUUCCAGACAAAUGUAAGUGACAGCGCGUCAGUCACAAAAAAACUCAAAGGCAAACGACCAAGUGUAACCUCCUGACCGGAAAUUAGGUCAUGGCCAGGAAAAUAAUAGAGUUUAUUGACUGUUGACAGGUUUACAACAAAAGCCUCCUUCGUAAGACUUUUGUACAAGCUAAUUCUAGCUCAUUGUCAUAUCUUCUCAUAGCUCUGAACCAAAUCUGGGGCUCGAAUUUUAAGAGUCUAAACGUCUCGCGCUCGCACUCAAAACACUUUGAAGUCUCGGUCUCGCAAUCUAAAAAGUCAAAAUGUCUCGGGCUCGCAAAGAAAAACGCUAUUCUCGCCGUCUCGCAAAGUCUCGCAUUUACCAUUCGCCACCCCUUCUAAUCUGGAGACCGGGAGAAACGGUUCAAAAUCGGGAGUCUCCAGGAUUAUUCGGGAGAGUUGACAGCACUGUAGUUUCAGCACCAUAGAAAUAAAAUAUCUUUAUACCUUUAUCUUUAUACUAGAGUAAGGUACAUGUCUGGGUCUCCCUUCCCCUCCUUUACUGAGAAUUUCCCUCCCCCUACCAGAGUUUGUACGGACUUACUGGCAUGUGGACGUACGCUGACGUCAUGGCUAAAUUUUCGAGUAUCGAUAGGUAGCAACAGAGACGGCUCCACUAACUCGUAUCUUCAAGAUUUUCUCGACAAAAUUAGCAUUUCAUUCUUGGCAUAUUUCGAGACGAUAACGCAAGUGCAUUCAGCAGUUAGUAUUAACCUGAAAAGAACAUUUUUAUGCAUGUGAGUACGUUAUUAAAAAAAGAUUUCAAAAAGAUGAAAUUCGGUCAUGUUGCGACACGCAUCACACUGAACAGCGAUAAACCACCGAGUUGACAGUACCAUAGAGAUGUAUUAUGUGGCAGUUUACUCACAUAAUCACUCUGUGACCAUCACUCAUGUGCUUUCUAGCAGCUGAUGAUGAUCAAGUGAUUGAUGAAAUAUCCACAUAAACUCGUAUUUCUCUGAGUGAAGUAAAAUAUGUCUGAUGUCUAAUCUCGUUGAAAUACAAAUCCAGCGCAUGAAAACAAUAAUUUGAGUUAAAUUUCCUUUUUCCUGUAGAAGACAUUGUUUGAAGAACCACAAUUUAGCAAACCUAGCAGGUUUUAAUGAGAUAUAUAAGAAGUAAGAUAAAGACAAACAAACUCUAAAAUACUAAAAAUAAAUAAAUAAAUAUAUAAAUAGAUAAUACUUAACCAUAUAAAAUGCCAGAUAUAGCUACAUCAUCUAAAUAGAUGAUACUAAACUAUAUAAAAAUGAAAGAUAUAAAUUAUCUAAUCUAAUCUAAAAUUAUCAAACAAAUUAAAUAAUGAAAUGAUCAAGAGUCUGCUGUUAACUCAAAAGUUGCAUGUUUGAAAGAUUUCACCGAGUCCGUUUGUCUUAAAUACAGUGGUAAACUUGUUUUCUUAGAAUAAAUUCUUGUCAAACUUCUUCUGUAUUAAGUUAAUUUUAUUAGUUAUUCUAGCUAUUCAGUUCUCCCCUCUUUAAAUAAAGUGUAUUAUUGUUAUUACAAUCAUUAUCAUUUACAUCGAUUUAAUUUUUUACUUUGAAUUUAUAACAAAUUCUACUCUAACAUAUUGAUUCUCUGUCUGCGGUUUUCAAACCUAUUUAAUAUAUUUCUCCUCUGGUAAUCAUGUACUUCCUUGUUCCUUCUAUAAGAAAAUAAUAAAUUAUUGUACAAAAGGCUAUUUUAACAAUUAUUUUUAUCAUUUACAGAAUUAAUUAGAAAUUAUUAUAUUUAUUUGUUUGUUUAGAUCAGAGGAGCAACAAAUGCUGUUCUUCAGUUAUUGAAUUCACUGCCAGGGAAUCAGAAACCUACUCUUGUCACUGCAAGCAGUGGAAAUCAUGGUCAAGCUCUUGCACUUACUGCAAAGAAAAUGGGACUUGAUGCUUACAUUGUCAUGCCAUUAAGGGCACCAAAGAUGAAGAAAGCUGCUAUCAGAGGAUAUGGAGCAACUAUUAUUGAUUGUUUCAUUAAUACCUAUGAGGUAUUUAAAAUGUAAAGUGUAAGUUUAACCCAGACGGAGCUAUGUUUAUAUUCUAGCUGAUAAUAAUUAACUGUUAUUGUUAGGGAUUCACAAAGAGAUUCACAAAUCUACUGAACUUUAACUUAGUUACCGAAUACUUCCGUAUGAGAUGCAUUGAUAGCAAUAUCAAGCUAAAGUAUAAUUACUCAAGUGAUUAUAAAGAUUCGUAUGCUCUGACUGGUCGAGGAUUUUGUCAUCCUAUGUCGCUAUCACCCCGAGAGUGGUGAUUAAAGUCAUAGCGAUCAGUUGAUGUUGUUAUUCAGUUUGUCAAGUAAUGAUUUGUCUCCCCUAUAUCAGGCCAGGUGUGCAGCUACCAAGAAACUCAUCGCAGACCAUGGCCCAAAUGCAUAUCUUAUUCCCUCAUCUGAUCACCCUCACAUUAUAGCAGGCCAGGGUUCAAUUGCUGUUGAAUUUCUGGAGCAGGUAGCUAGCUUUUUUAAAUAUCAGUCUAAUGUAUAGAUUAGGUCGAUUAACCAAGGCUAAACGCGAAGCCCCUGAUUAUAUACUUGUAAUUAAAAGCAAUUAACGAUAAACUUGGAAACUCAAAGCCAGUAAAAAGAACCUUCAAAUCCCUUCUUAACUUGAGUAGUCUUCUAUUUAUCUUUAAGGGAGAGGCUGGGUGGUUUAACAAUAAGUAUGAUGCCGUUAGAAUUAUGCAGAUCGAAGUUUCAACAGAUGCUUUUUCUUUAUUGCAGAUGCUCCUCAAAAAGUAGAUAACAUCCAGCUAGCAAUAUGUUUUUCCUUAUUCUUGCAUGCAUUUAUCCUUCCGGCAGUGUUAGUCAGAAAUUCAGCUUCUUCGUCUUCGAGCUUAAUUCUUCGAAUAGCCGUAAACACAAUUCCGAAGCAAAUAUACCAUCGUUCAUCCUCCUUUCCAAGCAAAUAUACCAUCGAAUCAGUGGCAUAUUGUUCGCAUCUUCCAAAUAUUGUAAUAAGCACCAUUUUUUGAGUAAUUAGCUAUGGAGGUUAGCUAAUCCAGAAACGGCGAAAUAAUCAUAUUUGUCAGGAGGCUUCCUUAUUUGCAUUGUCCACAGGUCUCAGACUUAGAUGCAAUUGUGGUUCCUGUCGGCGGUGGUGGAAUGAUCAGUGGGAUUUGUAUUGCAGCCAAAGCAAUAAAGCCUGAUAUCAAGAUCUAUGCUGCCGAGCCUUUAAAUGCAGAUAACUGUGCAAGGUCGUUUGUUGCAAAAGAGAGGGUUCCUCUUACAAGUAAGUUGAAAAUGUACCUACCUGAACAAAUGUUCAUUAUGCAGUGGAAAAUGAUUGAGUUCAAUUCAUGUGCAAGUAGUUAAACGUAUGUCAGGUUUAUAAAAACAUAUGAAGGUGAAGAAGUCUAUGGGAAUCACAAUCACUAUCUAAGAACAUUUCUUUUUUGAAAUCUGUUUAAUCAUCGUUUUAAUUACAAAAUGCAUGAUGGUGAUAAUAAACUAUUCAGUUUGAACAUUGAACAUUGUCAUGAUGUUACAUUGUUAACAAGUGAACAUAGCAAGGUGCCAAUGGUGAUGAAAUACAAAUACAAAUGGCUCAGACGAUGCACGGACCGGCUGCAACGCAGGCUAAGAAUAAAACACUAUCCGAAUAAUUUGAAAAAGCACACUUUUGUGCCUCAGGUUUAGACAAAAAGGGAUUUUAAAAAAAAAUGUUCGUGCACAGUGCGACGCAAAGCAGGCGGAAAUCCUCUAUCCUCCUCCCUUGGACCACGGAGGACACUGGAAUAAGUGCGGACGAUAGAUCUAGUAACCUUAAAAAACAAAGUUACGUUUUCAAAUGUAUCCGUUUGUUAUCGGUCUAACAGACAUCCUUCGGCAAGACUUCAUUUCGUGAGCGUUUUCGGGUCGGUUUCUGGUGUACCUACCUUUUCCGAAAACCUCCAUUUUCAAUCCUUUUAGUAUGGAAGCAAAUGCUUAAAAAUGUAUUUGUUUUCAAAGGAAAAUGCGUGCAUUAUUGUGGACGGAGACUAAAACAUCAUUUCUGACUUCUUCUCAGCUACUUCUAACACUAUUGCUGAUGGCCUAGAUACCUGCAUUGGUAAAACGACCUGGCCAAUCAUACGAGACAACGUGACUGACGUCAUAACCGUAACAGAGCAAGAAAUAAUUUCUGCAUGGAGGCUGGUCUGGGAACGAAUGAAACUAAUGAUUGAGUCGUCUGCUGCUGUAGGCGUGGCAGCGGUAUUAUCGGAAAAAUUUCAAGCUCUUCCUGCGCAAGAUCUGAAGAAUGUUGGGAUUAUUCUGUGCGGUGGAAAUGUAGAUUUGGACAAUCUGCCCUGGAAAAAAUAACAGCUUUCAACUACCACAAGAGAAAGUGGUUUAGCUGUCAUUAUUUUUAAGAACACUAAAGUUCUUGAUUUUAUGAAAUAAUCUUUAAUACUAUUUUAAUAUUUGAUCUUAUCGAUAAUGUUUUAAAGGAAAGCAUGAGUUUGGGGACAACAUAUUUUCAGCUAUAAAUAUACGGAUUCAUAGAACAAAAUUUUUUUCACAGUUCUAUGACAAAUUUCUUGAAUGAAGGUCGUUAUUGUUUGUUUGUUUUAUGCCAUCCUAGCCAGUAGCCUGCGAAAACACCCGUUUCUCCUCGCUCUUCGCCGCUGGGGACGUUUCGCGUUGGGGAACGUCUGGUUUACCUUUUAAGUAAGUCGUGUAUUUCUCAGGUACACAGAAAAAACCCGCGAGUACUGGAAGAACUUGGUUUUUAAGAACCUGUAAGGCUAAAAUUUGGCAGUUAGCCCUCGAUCCUCUACUAUACAAGAACCUAUUUAGCCUAAAAAUUGAAUCAGGUUCUCAUUUUUUUUCUAUAAAAGAUUCUGUAUACCUGGGGAAACGAUAGGUGAACAUUCAGGAUCCUCUUUGGAGGCAUAGGUGUUUUAUCACUCCUUCACUAACUGCAAUGUAAUGGUAUACAGAUGUUAUAUAAGGAGUAAGCUGCAUACCACUAAAUACUAUUAGCUACCUUAAUUUGUUCUUCAGAAAAUAAGAACCUAAGAACUUAAAUAGCCUAAAUUUUGUGCUAAAAAUUACCAUUUAUGCAAGAACUUGUUUUGGCUAACUUGGGUAAAAGCAGGUUCUUUUAAAAUUUAAAUUAAAUUGCUGGUUUUUACUGUACUUCAAAUGUUCCAGUAAAUGUGUUAUACAAUAGACUAAGACAGUGCCAUCAGCAUACAAAAGCGUAUUACAAUUGCGAGUAACAGUGGGUAAAUCGUUCACAUGAAGCACAAAUAAAAGAGGUCCGAGGAUCGAUCCUUGGGGCACUGCAACAAAAAACGAUCCGGCGUCUGAGAAAGCUCCCUGGAACCCAAUAACCUGAACUCUACCUUAAGUUAGCAAACCACUCGUACUCUUGAUCUACGAUAUCCAGGGCAUAAACCCUCUGUGACAGAAGGCAAUGGUUCUACCCCGAGUUGUUUAAAACAAACUAACUACUCGAAUAACAAGCCACCUGAACGACAUCGUAAACGCUAAAAGCCGUGUACCCGCUCACAGAUUUUCGAGCAAAAGAGAGACUGCUCGCAGUCUAGUAGCCUGCGUAGCAGGGCGCUUGGAAGUACUGGGCGAAAGAGAGAACGGGAGCGUGCGAGGGAGACACGCGAGGCCGUAACCCCUACGGUUAUUUUCGGCAUCCCACAUGCCGUGCGUACUUUCAAUCCCGAAUCCCACCUCCCCCCCGCCACCAUUUUUUUUUGUCAAAAUCCCGAAUCCGGGCUGUAAAGACCAGACUCGUAGCCACUUGCUAUUUAUGUGUUUUGGGGUGAGAGAAGGUUGGGAUUAGGUUGAGGCGCGCAAGGACUCAUGGAAAGGGACGAAAGAAAUUUUUUUUAAUGUUCUUCGUCCCUUCCAUGGGGGCUCCAUGAGUCCCCGCGCGCCUCAACCUGCCCUCGAUCUUCUCUCACCCCCAAACAGGGACGAGUCUGUAUAUUGAAAGACUACAGACGAACUUUAAUACCGAACAUAUAGUAAAAAAGAACCCAGUCGCGCGGUCAAAAAUUUCGACUGUGAUAAAAAGCCCACGUUAUUUCUUUUCAGUGGAUUUUCAAUCUUCCAACUGUUAUUUCGUAUAGAAGAAUGCAAGGUGAAUCGUUACCUAGACUUUAGCUCGAGGAGAGUUAUUAUUCGAAUGUAUGAAUGGUAAUGACGAUAAUCGACUUUAGAAAUCUAACCAGACUUCGAAGGGCGUACUUAUGUGUUCAAGAUUUCGGCAGGUAGCAAGCAAUUUCUUGUCACCCUCGAUGCCUUAUAGAAGUUUACAGGAAUCGAGGGCUAGUCCACAGCUUUAAUUGUGAAGUUGGAUGUGAUUGAGCCAUAAAAGUAGAUACAAGCUUUGCAAUAUUUUUGUACUCUGGAAUGAUUCAUACAUUUUGCAUUUUGCAGAAUGACUUCACCUUCAACCAGUGAUGCUGUAAUAACCAUUCAGGAUGUGCAAGAUGCAGCUCAAAGAAUUGCACCGUAUAUACACAAAACACCUGUAAUGACCUGCUCAACUCUUGACAGUAUGGCUGGAAGAUCACUGCAUUUCAAAUGCGAUCUCUUCCAAAAAGUUGGUGCUUUCAAGGUUAGACUCUGAAGUGAGUUACAUAUACACAGGAAGUACUGGAAAUUAAUGAACUGCAAUUCUAAUGGCAAUCAACAUAAUAUUCCUACCCACCUACACCCCACCCCCCCCCCCCAACCCAACACGGUAGGCGAGAUUUAAGAUAAGCUAAGCCCCGGGUCUGGUGUAGGUGAUGCUUAACAGUACUACUGUAGAUCUCAAGAGGGUGGAAAAUAAAUUAUUGAAUCAUUUCAGGAUGUUUGGAAAAUCCUGGAGGAUUAAGGAUUUAAAACUCACAGAUUAAAUCCAACCAUCACAGAAAUCUGGAAUGCCUAGAGAAAAAAGAAAAGCUUAUGGUUCUAGUUUUCCUGAUGAUUCCUGAUUACAGGAGUAUCCAACGACGGUUUCCUCCUAAAUACAUUGAUAACACUUUUAAGGCUAUCCAGAGUAUUAAUGCAUUCUAAUUCAGUUUGUGUCUGUCCAGUCAUCCUAGGGGAACUUGAGUCUUUUCGAAAUUACAAGGGCUUCGUACUAUUGUUGCAAAAAUUUUAGAUGCAAUUUAAUGCAUUACGAGAAUGAGACAUUUUCUGAUUUCUCUCUCCAUAGCAUUUUUGAGUGCGAAAGUUUUACUUCCUUUUCUCUGCGACAAAACAGCCAAACUUGGGAAGUGAAGUGCGAAAAUUAAACUUCAGAAAAUCGUAGGGAAUUAAUUAGAUAAGCUUUGAAAAUUGUGCAUGAGUGGAAUGGUCAUCUAGAAAAUAUUAGCCAUCCUCAAGUGAUAGAAAAGUCUAGUCAAUACCUGCUUCUCCAAACAGAUAAUUUAAGGAAAUUAGUCGUCGGGUGCCCUUGUGAUUAUGCCACUGGACUAAAGGCGAUUUCUUUGACUUUCGGAGUUUACAAUAAAUAAUUUAUAUUAUAUGUUCUUUUACUGACAAUAUUUGCCGGACUAUGGUAACUGGCCACUAAAAUAGGUGGUGACCACUUAAAUCCACCACCAAACAUUUCAAAGAAGCUUUAACUUUCUUCUACACAUUCACCACGUGAAAGUGAAAUUUGUCAUAAUUUUAUUCACUCUCAUAUUUGUACACUUUGGGUGGCUUAACCCUGCAGGGGACUUUGUGUCCUACACUUUAAUUUGUUUUCCAUUUAUGUUAUGUUUACAUGUACCUUAUAUCAGUAAAUAAAUAAAUAAAUAAAUAAUAAAUAAGCAUUGUCACAUUUUGUCACUCCAGAUAAGAGGAGCAAUGAAUGCUGUCCUUCAGUUGUUGGAUUCACUACCUGAAGGCCAUAAACCUGUUCUUGUCACUCAUAGCAGUGGCAAUCAUGCACAAGCUCUUGCACUUUCAGCAAAAACUAUGGGACUUGAGGCUUACAUUGCAAUGCCAUUAAAUGCACCACUAGUGAAGAAAGCUGCUGUUCGGGGCUAUGGAGCAACAAUUGUUGAUUGCGGAAACUCUGCUGAGGUGUUGCUUCUUAUUUAAUUUGUAGUUUUAGUUACAGUUAAUUAAAAAGGGUGGGAGAACAUGCAUGCACAGUAGAGACCAAUUAUUAAUGUCUAUUUUUCAGAGAUAUCUAUCUGAAAGAGGUGUUCAUUGCUGUGUAUGGCUUAUAGUAACGAGUUCUUUUCCUGGUAAUGGGGUUGAAGCUGAGAGAAUCCAUCACCUUUCCCUCUUUUUCUCUUGAUCUUUUCCUUCCACAUAUAGACAGUGUGUUAUUGUAGUCUGUGCUGCCCCAGUGUUAAUUUUUGUGGGGAGAUUGGUUAAGGAAGGUGCAUGAGGGGAAAGAUUAUGGAUUAAACAGUAAUGGAUUAAACAAUUAAGUCACCUUGCAUCCAGGAGAGAAUGGUCAGCUAAACAAAACAAAUUAUGGUUAACAGAAAGCUAGUAGCUUAUGUGAGUUGAAAACUUUGGCGUACAUGAAAAUAUGCCUCUUCUUAAUUAAUCCAAAACCAUAGUCAUGAGUGAAUCCACUUUUUAAAGUUACACAUAUGCCAUUAUUAGAUUGUCUUUUGUGGUAAAAUGAAAUAGCAAGCCUUUUGUUUUAUAUUCACAGGAUAGGGCAUCAACUGCAGAGAAAAUUGUAAAGGAGAAACCUAAUUCAUUCCUCAUUCCACCAUUUGACCAUCCUCACAUCAUAGCUGGCCAGGGAACCAUUGCUGUGGAACUACUCGAUCAGGUUGGAACCUUCAAUCAAGCUUCUAUAGCCUUAGCUAAAUAACUGCAGUGGCUCACAGAGCUGCUCACCAUUUCUUUAUUUUUAAAUUAUGUACGGGUACUUUCUUACAUCUGUAGAAUCUCGAUUUCUCAGGCCCUUGGCUUUUGAAAAAUUCCUGAUAAUUUGAACCAAAUGUAACUUCCCUUCACUGGUCAAACAUUGUAAUUUUAGCCUUGAAUUUUCAAACCUCCUGAUAAUUUCAAUCAAUUGGCUUUUGCCCAUGUGGUGCAAAUAAUAGGGAGUCCGCUGUUACAGUAACGGAUAACUUAUUCUAAUUUUUGUGUUAUGAAUUUCCAUCAGAGGUUACUUGAAGGAGUAAUCUUUUUUUAAUCUUUUUUUUUCACAAUAACUGAGCGAUUUCUCUUGCGCUGAUUGGUCAAGAGCUAUGUUCAAAAAGAGUACCGGAAAAUUACAUGUUGGUGGUGCCAUUUGUCUUUCUCUUCCAAGCACAUGCAAUUUUCCGAAAAACUUCAACAGAAAUGGACAUCAAAAACUAUCAAAUGUUAUGGUAAAAACAAAUUGACAACAAUUUUCCAUGGUUUAUACUCUUAUUGACCAAAAAAAUGAUGUCAAAAUGUUCAAAACUUUGCAGUGAAACCACUUGCCUACGACUCGUGGUUCCACAUGUGUUUUAAAUAGUGUUAACGUCAUUUCUAAGGUUGAUAAGAGUACAGACCAUGGAAAAUUGUUGUCGAUUUGUUAAAUGUGGACACAUGUAUGCAUGUGCCUAAAGACUCCAAAUUCUUUGUUUACAACCCUGUUGGACAUAAUGUAUUCUCUGGAAAAUUGCACGUUAGAAUGUAGAUCAAUGGCGUUUAUUUCUAAGAAUUUAGCUUUCCUUGUCAGGCAACUGUGUGCAUGGUCUUCUGAUUUGAUAUCUGAUCACAAGUUCUCAUGGCAGGUUCAAAACUUGGAUGCCAUCGUGGUUCCUGUUAGUGGUGGUGGAAUGCUCAGUGGGAUAUGUGUUGCUGCCAAAGCACUGAAGCCUGACAUUAAGAUUUAUGGUGCUGAGCCUCUCAAUGCAGAUGAUUGUGCAAAGUCAUUUGCAGCCAAGAAAAGGAUUCCUCUUCCAGGUGUGUGCUUAGAACCACCUGUAGCUGCAAUAACAUACAGUAAUUAAUUUUAUUAUGAAUAGAGUUUCCAAGAGGCAAAAGUUUAUUCAAUCAUUUUAAAGCAAAGCAGUAUGUACUUAUACUGGAAAAUACUGCUUGUAACCUCCUCUACUUCUAAGCCCCCUAGCUCAAGGCCUAUCUACCUGUAAACCAAAAAGUACAUCUGAUUUUAAGCCCCCUCCAAGUGUAUUAACCCUUUAAGCCCUAAGAGUGAUCAGCGUCAAAUUUCUCCUUUUGAUAUCAAUGCUUUGUAAAACAGAGUGGUCAUGAGAAUUACGGACAUGAUCACACAAGAUGAAUUUGCUUGAUAUUUAUCAACUUCUCCCCACUACUUCUGUAGCAAAUGAAUAGGGGCAGCAAAUGAGAAUUCAAAUUUUGAUCUUAGGGUUAAAAUAAAUGAUCAAAUUAUUUUGACAUUUUGAAGCUUAUAAUUAAAAACCAGUUAUGUAUUUGACUAGCACUGCUACAGCUUGCUUUAAAGCGCUUCUUCUAUUCUGAGAUAUAAGCCCCCCUAAAACCCCUUUUGAAGAUAUGUAUAAGCUUAGGGCUUAUAAGUGGCAGUUUAUGGUAAACAGCAGUCACUGACCUGCAGUCACCUCCCAAGUAAGGUCUUCUAUUUUAAAACAACAACAACAACAACAACAACAACAACAACAACAACAACAAAAGAUGCCUUACCUCUUUUCCCUACUCUAAAUUCAGACUGUUAAGUCUCAAUCAUGGAAAAGGUAUUGAUCUUUAAAGAAAUUCUCCACAUGACUACUAUUUUACUGCGCUUUUCAUAAAAAUGCGAAUUUUGACGUUCAAAAGCCAACUGACAAUUGCGUUUUUCGCUGCCAUCAAUCAUCUUAACAGACCUCUUAGGAAACAAAACUUUAUUUUAACAGGUUCAAAAGGUCGUGUUUUCUGAUUUGUGAUUGGUGGAUUUCGAUUCAUUUUGUGUGUUUCUGUGUUUCAAGGUUCGUUUCUUGUGAUCGUAAUUAUGAUUGACAGCAGCAAAAAACGCAAUUGUGAAGGCGGCUUUUGAACUUUAGAGUUCGCAUGUUUAUGAAAAGUGCAGUAAACAUAUUGAAAAACAUUGUGAAGAAUAUCUUCAAUUCAAUUAGACCUUGAACGGUAAAGAAACAUAUAAAACUUUAUCCUCAACAGGACCUCCUGACACAAUAGCCGAUGGGUUGAGAACAAGUGUAGGCCACUUGACGUGGCCAAUCAUAAGAGACAAUUUGACUGAUGUCAUAACUGUAACAGAAGAAGAAAUAAUCUCAGCAAUGAGGCUGGUCUGGGAACGAAUGAAACUGUUAAUUGAACCCUCUGCUGCUGUGGGCGUGGCAGCAGUAUUAACAGAGAAAUUCCAAGAAAUUCCUGCACAGGAUCUGAAAAAUGUCGCUGUUAUACUGUGUGGUGGAAAUGUGGACCUUGAUAAUUUACCAUGGAAAAAAUAGCCUUUAGCUUGUGCUUUUCCACAGAAAUUUUCUUCAUCCUAGCUUUCAUUUGCAAAAGUCACUAAUGCACAAAAUGAAACCUUUUUCUUUAGGUAUUUAAUAUUCCAUUUAACUAUCUUGCGUACUGUGAAAGUCAUCUUCAGAGUCAAAGUGAGUUGUAUCAUGUCAGUUGAUGGUAUUAUACUCUGGUUAUUGGCCUGAUUGGUCAAUUACGUUGCGAUGUUAUUGGUCGUCUGUCAGUUAAUCUAUCUUGCUUACAUUACAAUAUCCAAUGUAGACACCGAGGCAAAGGACAGAGACUUGUGUCCACAUUAGAAAGUUUCCUUUUCUAGAGGUAGGAAUUUUAAAUAGUUU
Molecule: messenger RNA, 19334 nt
Organism: Porites lobata
Lineage: Eukaryota; Metazoa; Cnidaria; Anthozoa; Scleractinia; Poritidae
Source: the annotation of a GenBank genome assembly